AUGAAAUAUCUGAUCGUACUUAGUUUGAUCGCAGCCGCCACCGCUGCCCCGGGUUUGUUGGGUUUGGGUCAUGGAUCAUAUGCAGCGCCAGCGCUGAGCUUAGGGAGCUUAGGUCAUGGACCAGCUAUAAGUUACGCCGCUCCCGCUGUUAGUAUUGCUCAGUCCGCCCCAUCCAUCAGUUACGCAGCGCCAUCCAUCAGCCUUGCUGCAGCACCCGUAGUAUCUGCACCUGCUGUAGUAUCCGCACCUACUGUAGUAUCCGCACCUACUGUAGUAUCCGCACCUGCUGUAGUCGCCGCACCGACCAUCGUGAAAGCAGCCCCAGCCGCCACCAGCUACUCCACCUUCAGUCAGGUUAUUCAGCAUUCCGCUCCAGCUGUCGUUAAGGUCGCCGCUGCUGCACCAGUUGCCGUAGCGGCUCCAGCACCAAUUGCCGUAGCAGCUCCAGCACCAGUUGCCGUAGCGGCUCCAGCACCAGUUGCAGUAGCAGCUCCCGCCAUUUCUUAUGCUGCACCCGCUCCCACUAUUUCAUUGGCCGCUGCCGCACCAGCCAUCUCGUAUGCCGCACCGGCUCCAGCUAUUUCGUACGCCGCAGCUGCUCCAUCCAUUUCAUUGGCCGCAGCUGCCCCAGCCAUCUCAUAUGCCGCACCCGCUCCAUCCAUUUCAUUGGCCGCAGCCGCUCCAUCCAUUUCAUAUGCUGCAACCGCCCCAGCCAUUUCGUACACCGCAGCCGCUCCUUCAAUUUCUUAUGCUGCAGCCGCUCCUGCCAUCUCAUACUCUGCACCCGCCAUUAAAUUAGCCGCCCCUUCGAUCUCCUACGCUGCAGCUGCCCCAUCCAUCGUGAAGUAUGCUGCUCCAGCCAUCAGCUACGGAGGCGGUCUCAGUUUAGGCCAUGGCUACCAUUAAAUGAAUUACAACCGAAGUGCAGCCAAAAAGAAAAGGAUAUAUGAUUAUAGCAAGAACCCGAAGGCGAGACCAAACCAUGAUCAGGUGGGAUAGUGGAACAGGAGAAAAAAUGCAAAACGCAUUGAUAUUUAAUAAAAAAUUAAUCUAACAGCCACAUAAGUUGCAUGAUCGCAUGCUCAAAAUGGCAUAACUGAGGAAUGUGGCGCAAAUUAACACG
This is a messenger RNA of Bactrocera dorsalis (oriental fruit fly), 1123 nucleotides long. RefSeq names its product cuticle protein 16.5. Bases 1 to 906 code for a protein of 301 amino acids. The record is from RefSeq and is a predicted model, not a curated record. Lineage: Eukaryota; Metazoa; Arthropoda; Insecta; Diptera; Tephritidae. The transcript is spliced from 3 exons.